AUGGCGCAUUCAAACGGCAAUGGAGCUCAGUCUCAUCACACCCAGGCUUUCCAUCGCACUUCCCUCUCCUUCUCACCUCCCACCUCGAAUGGAGCAGGAAGUUUCAGCGGAAUGAUGGCCGCUCAAGCAGCCCACGUUCCCAUUCCCGUACCUCAUGGAGCUGCGGGCGGACAAUCCUUCUCGCCCACCUCUGCUUCUCCUUCUCAUGGCCGCUCCAUCUCCAUUCCAGCAGGCGACCACGCCUCUAGACCCCGACUGCUCACCCCCUUCGAUCAGGGGGACAUCAAGAUUCUUCUCCUCGAGAAUAUCUCUCAAGGUGCGGUGGCUUUGCUCAGGAAUCAGGGUUACCAGGUUGAUCAUGUCACAAAAGCUUGGAGCGAGGAGGAAUUGAUCGAGAAGAUUGGGGAUUACCAUGUCAUCGGAAUAAGGAGCAAGACGAGACUUACAGCCAAGGUCUUCCGAAAGGCUGCAAAGGUGGGUAUGGUCAGCAGAAAGGCCGUGUCGAUAGCGGCAGGGAUGAAAGGGCGUCAGAGACUCACUACGCGCUUGCACCUCUUUUCAUCUCGCACAGCUGCUCUCUGUCGGAUGUUUCUGCAUCGGUACAAACCAAGUGGACUUGGAAGCAGCAGCCAAAGCAGGUGUUCCCGUCUUCAACAGCCCAUUUGCCAAUUCUCGCAGCGUGGCCGAAUUGGUGAUUGGCGAGAUGAUCUGCUUGUCUCGUCAACUUGCCGAUCGUACGCUAGAGAUGCGCGCCGGAGAGUGGAACAAAGUGUCAAAGAGCUGCUACGAAGUUCGCGGCAAGACAUUGGGCAUUGUGGGGUAUGGGCACAUUGGAAGUCAAUUGAGCGUAUUGGCGGAAAGCAUGGGCAUGAGCGUGCUCUACUAUGAUGUGGUACCGCUCAUGCCGCUCGGAACUGCAAGGCAGGUGGAUGCGAUCGAAGACCUUCUUGCCAACAGCGAUUUCGUAUCGCUGCAUGUGCCAGAGCUGCCGGAGACGAGAAACAUGAUCAGCACUGCACAGUUGGCAGCUAUGAAGAAGGGCUCUUACCUGCUCAACAAUGCGCGCGGAACCGUCGUCGAUCUUCCAGCGCUGGUGGAGAGUCUGGAAACUGGACACUUGGGAGGCGCAGCGAUCGACGUGUACCCCAAGGAACCGGCAGCAAACGGACCAAACACGUUCACAGACAACUUGAACGGCUUUGAGAGCCGAUUGAGAGCGUGCAAAAACGUUAUCCUGACGCCGCAUAUUGGAGGCAGCACGGAAGAAGCGCAAAAGAUGAUCGGUACGGAAGUGGCGACCGCAUUGAUACGCUACAUCAACUUUGGCUCGUCUACCGGAAGCGUCAAUUUCCCCGAGGUUGCUCUGAGAGCCAUUACGGAAGGAGACAAGGGAAUGACGAGAUUGUGUUAUGUGCACAACAACGUGCCGGGAAGUCUCAAGGCUGUCAAUGAGAUCUUGGCGGAUUACAAUGUUGAGAAACAGUCGAGCGAUAGCUUUAGGGACUUGGCUUACCUGCUCGCGGACGUGGCCAACCUGGACCAGGCGGAUCUGAGGGAGGUGUACGACAAGAUCACGAAGACCAAGGCCAACAUUCUGACCAGGGUGUUGUCGUAG
Ceraceosorus bombacis is the source of this 1615-nucleotide messenger RNA. NCBI's taxonomy places the organism in Eukaryota, Fungi, Basidiomycota, Exobasidiomycetes, Ceraceosorales, Ceraceosoraceae. The record is from the annotation of a GenBank genome assembly.